This is a messenger RNA of Brassica napus (rape), 1403 nucleotides long. Its product is annotated as phenylalanine--tRNA ligase alpha subunit, cytoplasmic-like. The transcript has 8 exons. NCBI's taxonomy places the organism in Eukaryota, Viridiplantae, Streptophyta, Magnoliopsida, Brassicales, Brassicaceae. The record is from RefSeq and is a predicted model, not a curated record. The coding region runs from base 894 to 1403 and encodes 169 amino acids.
UAACUGAAAGUCGAUGACUCUCUCAAGAGAAGCUCUUCGAUCGGUUGAAGGUCGAUGGAGAUGAUGAUGAAGCCGAUAAGGGAGGGACGAUAACGGUUGGUAUUUUCUGGAACGUGACGAUUGCUCAGAGGAAAGAGAGGAUUGGCCGGAGAAUUAGGUUUUUGGAUGGAGGAUUAACGGAGGAGAAGAAGGUUCGUUUGAGUGGGAUUAGACGGAGCGAUGAAAGGCAGCAAGAAGAAGACAUGGAUGCUGCCAUAGAAGUCGACUUGAAGCUUCGAGAUAGACGGAGAUGGAUGAAUGUAUAUACCAAAUCAAACCACAAUCCCCAAUUGAGUAAUAAAGCUAUGAAUCUGGGUAAUUUCGAAUCUCAUUUUUUGUGACUCCGUUGCAUUCUCUGACAUGCCCUUUGCUUUUUCUUUCACGAUCUGUUCCUGUUACAUAACACCGAUGUAACCUUGACAGUGUUCGAUCAUGGAGAUUAUGGUCCAGGCUUUCGAUUUCUUCCAUAUAGAUUAAAUGUGAUCAUUAAAGGGUUUAGCUUUCGCAUUUUUUUUAUCUAUGAAAACAAAUAUGUCUUCGUUUCAGCUAAAGUUUCACUCUUUUUUUAUAUCUACCACACCAAGGUUUCAGGUACAUCGAAUCUAAGGUAUCACCACCACUUUCGAUUGAUAAUCACGGAUCUAUGCGUUGUGGAGUUUUGUGAUUAAUCAUUGAUGUGCAGGAGCUCAAACGGGAGACAUUGGUUUUGAUUACUAUGCGGCAGAACCGGAGAUUCACUUUUUCUCGGCUAUUCCUGAGGAAGGUAGCAUAUCCAAGAUGAUCUUGAGAAAAAGCUAGAUCCCUCUGUUUUCAAAAUUGGAAGCACACAAGCUGCUAAAAAAAGGUGGGUUGCAAUGGGAAAGCAAGUCUCUAGGAAGGUUCAACAUGUUGAAGAUAAAGUGAAGGAGUCUCUUCUACAAAUACAACAAGGACUGGAACUUGACAAAGAAAGUCUCAACUCUCUCAAAACCAGGAAACUCUUAGUAACACAGGGAUGGACGGGAUAUUCUGAUGUUGAGAAAGGUCCUAAUUAUGCUCCCAAAAGGAAGAUUUUCGCUACUGACUUGACUCGAGAAAAUCUACACAUCUGGAAAGAGUUGGAAUUCAAGGAGUAUAACUUCAAUGCUAAGGGACAACCUCUUGAUGCUAGCUAUCUCCAUCCCCUUCUUAAGGUCUCAGAUUCUCUGUCCUUUUGCCCAUCAGAUCAACAAAGUUUCAUGUCUGAACUUGAUUCCCAGGUCUCUACUGCCUUCGACCCGUUUGCUGAUGCGAAUGCUGAGGACUCAGGUGCGGGAACAAAGGAGUUGUUGAAAUCGUUUACUUCAAGCGCAAUGUAUCUUAGUGUUUUGUGUAACUCAUACUGA